This is a messenger RNA of Paraphaeosphaeria sporulosa, 495 nucleotides long. RefSeq lists its product as uncharacterized. The transcript is spliced from 2 exons. The record is from RefSeq and is a predicted model, not a curated record. Bases 1 to 495 code for a protein of 164 amino acids. NCBI's taxonomy places the organism in Eukaryota, Fungi, Ascomycota, Dothideomycetes, Pleosporales, Didymosphaeriaceae.
AUGCCGUCGAACAACAAGAGACGAAAGAGGCGUUUCAGACAGCUCCGGCUCCAUGUUACGGAUGGCAAUGAACUGAUCCUUGAGAGGGUUUUCAAGAAAUCACCAAGGCCAGCUGUGCCCUAUGAAGCCGACCCUGAAUUGUUCAACCAGCUACCAUUCUACGAGCUCUCCGAGUUCGAAUUGGCCAUCGCUUUACGCCCACCUUUCCCGGUUCUUCGUCUCCCGGAGGAGCUAGUGUUGAAGAUCCUCACCAAUACCGUUGACAUUGGAUACCAAAGAGCACAAAGACCACCUUCCGGAAAGAUGUAUAGUGUACCUCUGUCUCUGUGCGCUGUCUGCAGAGCUUUUCGAAGGCUCGCGUAUCCGCUGCUAUUCUAUUAUAUGGGGAUUAAGCUUUCUGGUGAGGAUAUCUCAUCUGUUUCCGGUGGGAGUGGCCUGAAGGCGUCGACGCCACCACUGUGGGUUUCCCACACUUCCCAAAUGUCAAUCGUUUGA